Molecule: messenger RNA, 1935 nt
Organism: Theileria orientalis strain Shintoku
Lineage: Eukaryota; Apicomplexa; Aconoidasida; Piroplasmida; Theileriidae
Source: RefSeq, a predicted model, not a curated record
AUGGAAGACUCUUUAGGUUCGGAGCCGGUUAGCGAAUCGCGAAGUGUGUUUUCGUCACCAGGCUACACCUACUUCAUCUGGUUUUUGAUCGGAUGCAUGGCACACUUCGGCCUGCAGCUGUUUGUGCUAUCUUGCAGCAUUUUUACAGACGUACUGGAAGUCCCGAGUAAUUACUGUGGGACUUUUCUGGCUAAUAUGGUGGCGCUCGCCAUAAUAAGCUGUUACCUAGGAUUCGUAGUCUCACACGUCCUCUUCCCUCUUAAAAAGGUAACCCUAGAGUUCAGCUUCAUCAUAACUUCGGUCUCUCUAGUGCUCCUGUGUCUAGUAAACAUAACUGACAAAAAAAUAGGAAGAGUGGUGUACAUAUUGGCCAUGUUCGUAGGGUGCUUCUGCUUCGGAGUAAUGGAGUCAGUGGGCAUAACCACAGCCAGCGACCCAACUCUCCAAGGAAGACCGCCGAAAAGAGUGGUGUUUUUCCUCUGCGGUCAUCCAAUAGGGUACGCGCUGGCACUGUUGAUCCACCUGGUGAUAGAGAACAGCUACUUCGCAUUCUACAUCAACUCGUGUGGGUACACGGGAGCAAUUUACAGCUGCUACGGAAUACUGGUCAUGGUGCUCCUGGGAGUGCCGGUAAUACUGUUCGUGAUAAUGCACCUGUACCCAAUGAAAUCCAAAAGGAACCUGUGGCAGGAUUCUAACAUCAUCAACUCGACGAUUUACUACGCAGAGGCACUGAGACUGCUGAAGAAAUACACACAUUACAUAGUGAUCCUGGUGGUGAUUGAGGCGACGGAAGUUAUUCUAAACUGGAGAAUAGGUAAAAGCAGUAGUUACUUAAGAAUAAAUGAGGUGUUGAUUAAAUUGCGUUCAGUGCUAUUCCUACACGACCCGUACCCGAAGUUUGACUCGAUAGUCUGCUCACUGUCGAUAGUGAUGGGAUACGCAAUCUUCGACUUCGUAGGAAGAGGGUUCGCAAUCGGAGUGAGAAGAAUGGUGUCAGAUUUGAAGGACAGAAACAGGAUAAUGCUCAAUAUUUCAAAGACGGAAGAGCAGGAAAAGGGAGAAAAGAGUACAGAAGAGGAGACAACUGGAAAGAAUAGUCGUCCAGAACCAAUGAGAAGUGAAGCAACUACUCCAGGAAUGCCGAUAAAUGAAGAAACUACUCCAGAAGUGCCUAUAAAUGGAGAGCAAACUCCAGAAGGGCUUAGAAAUAAGGAAAAAGGGCCAAAACAAAAGGGUGAAAAGGAGGUAAAGGCAUCGAAAAAAAAAGGAAAAAAGGAAAAAACUCCAGAGGAAAUGGAAAAGGGAAUGGAUGAUCAGUUGGAUCAGGACCCGGAACUGAGGAGCAACCUUAGGUUGGGACUGUACACGAAUUUCCUGCCAUUCACAUGGCUGCCGAUCACGUUCAGGAUAAUCACGGGGGUGGUAAUAUUUAUGCAGAGGCACCACCCGGAGAGCCUGGCGCUGGCAAAUUACACGAACCUGCAGGGCACACUCAUGCUCACGAUGAUCAACGCGUUCAUCAGAGGAGUGGUCCUGAGUUACGUGUACUCGAACCUGUUUGAGUCGUCGAGAGCAGAGUACCUGAGGGAACAUAACGUGACAGUGCACGCAGUGAAGGGCGAGGCCAAGGAGUGCGUUGACAUGAGGUACACGGCAAACGCCGCGGGCUCGAUCAUGGUCUCGAUCGUGCGCAUGAUUGACCUGUCAGUGAUGCUGGUUCUGGCCUACGUCUUCUACAAGUACAACAGACUCCUCUUCGACGUCAGCGAGGUCUACAUUGAGAGGAGCGUGUGGGCGACGGACCACCUGAGCAGCGACUUCUACAAAUUCUUCUGGUGGCAUACUCUACCUGAUCUGGAGAGACAUGAGAACCCCGUUUGUGUGGAGGCCGAGAGAGUGAGGGAAUCGCCGCCGAAAGCAGCAGCACUGUAG